UAAUUUGACUGUCAAUUGUUAAAAAACGAGCGAAAAUUUUAUUAAGUGCGUGUUUUGUAAAGGAAUUUUACAAAUUAUCAAACUUUAAUAUAUCGGAAUUGGAAUUCUCAUGCAUGGGACAAAUCAAGAGAAGUGUUUUGUGUCUCUGUAAUUCUAGAAGUUGUCUUUAUGUCACCUGUUUUUAAAAAAGUUUGUGUAGCAUCAUGCCGCCAAGAACCAGGGGCACUAAAGGAACAAAAUCUUUAAAAGAAAACAUAGUUGCAGUUGACAAAACAAAGACGAAACCUAUUGGUAAAAUCACCAAACCUGCUAGAAAAGCAUUAGCUGAUAAAACUAACUCAGCUUCAGACGAUAACACGUCAAUAGAAGCAAAGAAACAAAGUAGCAAACAAAAUCAUGAAGUCAUCACAGGACUUGAAAAUAUACCACGACCUCGACGAGAGAGACGUAUACCAACUAGAUACAUUGAUAAUAAUGUAUUGAAUAAUUUGUCAAACAGUAAGGUUCAAUUUGACAAUGAAACCAUUGUUUCCAUACCGACAACACAUCAUAGACCAGCUUUUAAGGUAAUAAGUCCUGUUAAAAUCAACACUGUUGAAUCUCCAUUUAAAACUCCUCAAAAAAGUUUUGAAAACAGUUUAGUUGCUAACAGACCUAAGCGGAUAUGCAGACUGCCUUCUAAACUUGAGGAUCAUUCUAUCAGCCCUUUGAAAUACAUUCCUGUAAAGCCAUGUCAUGCAAGUACACCAAUUAUUGAAAAUAAGAGCUCUAAAGUAACAAAGAUUGUGAAGUCUAAAGAAAAACAAAUUGAGUUGCCGGUAAACAAAAUCAUUUCUGACAAAAGAAUUCGGCAUAAAAGGCAUAUUGAUAAUUCACCCGAAGCCAACUCUGAUUCAAACAAUAAUGCUAAGAGAAGGUUGGUUAGACAAAAAAACAAUGGUCAACAUAAAACAUCCCCUAAAGACAAAGUAAAAACUGCAAAAAAUACAAGUUUUUCUUUUAGAAUUCUAGAGGAGAAAAAGAAAUCCUCUUCAAAUAAAGAUAAUAAUCUUGACAUCUAUGAGUUUACAUAUGAUCCCAGCGAGGAACCACCACCUACUAAGAAAAAACGCAAAAAGCCUGUUAAGAAGAAACCAGCAAAGCCGAAAACUGUUGUGUUCAAAAAUAUUUAUGAUCAAAAUGUUUCAAAAGCUCUGGCAGCUUUGAAAAAUGUUGUUAAAAAACCUAAUGUGCCUGCAGUCGUCAUAACACCAGCUGUUGAAAAUGAAAAUACAAAUGUUCCACAGUCUGAGAAUUGUGUUGCUGAACAAAAUGUUGAACAGAAAUUACAACAGAAAAAUACUCAAGUUUCUAUGAAAGAGAGCAUACAAAAUACUCCAGAAAAUUCAAACCUUGCAAAUGUCAAUCCAAUAGAUAAAAUGGCUCAAAACUCUGUAAGAGUAGAAGAUAUUGCAGCUGGCUUUGAAAUGAGUGCAGAAGAUUACAAUGAUAUAAAUUACUCUCCCGUUAACUCUCCCCAGCAUCCAAAAUCACCAGUAAUAGACCAACAUCAAACACAGAGGUCUAUGCACAGCAAAGAUCCAUUGAAUCUCCAAGGAGACAUUAGCUUUUUUGAUGAGAAUCCAGUAGCAAGUAGUAGUAUGAACCUAUCUACAAGACAUCCUCAAGCCAGUCCAUGGAGAAUAGAAUUUGGCAAUUUACCCAUAAAAUGGCAUGUUAAUUCUUACGUAAAACCGAACAUGACACCGGCUGUUGAAAGUUCUUUCAUCAAUUUUGAAGAAAAUAAAAAGAAACAUGUUUAUACAAAUAUGGUAGGCCAUGAUGAAGUGUUCAGUGCACUGGAAGAAGUACAAAAUCAGCCUAAUCUGAAACAGACAAGUAUAAUAUCCUUCAUAAGGGAAGUAGUUCAAAGGAGUGCUCAGAAGAAAAAGAGAGGGAGAUCUGUUACACCAACAAAAGCAAAUCUAUUUGAUGAUCUUACAAAAGAUAAAACUCCUAAGAAAUCAGAUAAAUCUGUUGACAAAACUAGUAAAAAUGUUGAUAAUUUGUCAGGCAGGAGUGAAAAUUCUAAACAAGAUCAAGACAACUCAAAUGAAACUUCAGAAAAUAGAAAGAACACUAAAAUAGCUGAUAAAGAUGGUACCUUCUUUGGGUUUGAUGAUAGUGAUGAUCAAGAAAAUGUGUCGCCUGUUAAAGUGAACCCUAAAGUGCGGGCACUGAGGCCUAGGGCCAGGGCUGUCUUGCAAGAAAUCAAUGCAAUGUCAGGGCCGAUGAGAGCAUUGACUUUAGAUGCUAAAUUGAAGAUGGCUGCUAGUUCUGAUGCUGUAAAUAAGAUGUAUGAAGAGAUAAAAUCCGCUGCAGAUGCCCCAGAAUUUCCAGAAAAGGAUUCUGUGCAAAAGAACAGUGAAGUCACAACAGUUGAUGAAGUUUUAGCUGAUAUGUACGAAGAUUCACAGUCGAUGCAUUUGUUUGAAGAUGUGGAACUUGUCCAUCAUUUGAAGCCGAUGCGAAAAAGCUAUGGGAAAGCGAAAAAGGUGACCUUCCCUCAGCAUUCCACAUCUAGUGAGACUGCAAAUGUGGAGCAGGAGGAGAAUGUCUCCAGCGAGGAAGAUGAUCUCGCCGACCUCACAUUCACCAUGCCAACCUUCCAACCAGAGAAGACAAAGAAAAAGAGGAAAACUAAGAAACAUAAAAUGUCUAAGAAAGAGCAAAAAGCUUUAGACGAGUGGGCGGCUGGAUUCAACUCCAUGUGCGAAGACAUUGAAGAGGUACCAUUGAAUGUCGAGUGAGAUAACUAUUAGUGCCUUACCAUUAGCUUGUCUGUAUUCCUUUGAGACGUCUUUCAUAAAACAUAACUCUAUGGGUGUAAUUUUCGAAACACUUGCUCACAAAAACUAGGGACAGUGAUUUUCUUUUCAUUGAAUGAAAUUUAAUAUGAUUGCAAGGUAAAAUUGUCUCAUUGAUUUUUGUCGUGAAAAGUAUUUCAAAAAUAUCAACCCAACCGGUAGGACAAACGCGAAGAGUUAUUGUUAUCGUUAUGGUAAACGUAUUUCUUUACGAACAAGAAUGAUAAAUCCUGACGGAUUAUUGAACUAAGUUUUUUUUCUGAGGUGUUUAGUCCAGUAAAACGCAAAAACGGUUACUAUUACGAUAACAAAAUUUUUCGUGCUUGGGGUACAGUAGUGAUAAGUCAAAUUCUCUAAAAGAUUAAGAUUUGACAAUAAUUAGAUAUACUACAAGAGCGGAAGAGCAGAAAUGUAAUCAAUCGAACAUCGAUAUUAUUAUUAGACGGCGAAUUAUGUUCGAUCGAAUUGGUUCGUAUCUAGGGAUGUCCCGGACUUAAAAGUUUAUAUGCAUCAUUCAUGAAAUCAGAAAAUUUUGUUUGGACCUUAGGGCCCUAUUACUAAAUAUUUAAAACUAUCAUUCACAUCAAUUGUGUCAAAAAUCAUAAUCAUGACUAAUAAAACAAAUCUCAUUACUGGAUGGUUCUCGAGAGCGUUUUGACCGCUGCGGUCUCGCUGACAUUACGAUCCGUCAAUUCUUUUGAGGAAGGAACCUUUUCCAAAAUCAAUCAUUCAUAAAAGUGACAUUACCACAGUACAGAUUAAUUAUUUUAAAGUCAGUCGAAUUAAAUACUUGUCUUUGUUAACAUUUUAAAAAUUGUAAUAACAAUGCGGCCGCAUCGGUCGAAACUCUCUUAGAACCACCUACUAAGAAAAUAAAGAUAUUUUAAUUUGAUUUACUUUAUUAUGAAUAUUUUAAAAUGAUUAUUUUAAGAUAAGUUUAGUGCAAUAGGCACUUUGUUUUAAGUUUAAAUUGUUUUCUUAGAAAACUCAUUGAGGAUUAUAAGAAUUAUGCUUUAAGGUUAAGGGAUGCCAUCAUGUUAUUUUUCAAAAUUAGAGGCCAUUUUUUUAUUUGCCAUUUAAGAUAAGGAUAAUUAUGUUAAACCUACCAUGUCAGUUGCGUUUUUUAUUAAGAUUAAAAAUAAUAUAAUGAUUUAUUUUAAACUUAUAAUAUCAUUUUGUCUGUACCAUUUUCGUGUAUUUACAAUUUAUAAAAUUUCCGCUAUUACAGAUUUUCCCCCCGACAUUUUCAGAGUUACAUUAUUAACUUUGGUGGCUGUAAUGUCAAAGAUGUAUCUCUCUCUGUUAUUACAAGUUUUUUAGACUUUAAUUUCUUAUAUCAAUAUUCGAUGCUGAAUGUAUUAAAUACUCAAUUUAUCAUCCCAAUAUGGCAAAAUAUUUAAUGUUUAAUUUAUUUUAAUAUUUGACAUGGAUUAUGAAAUUAAGAAUUUUUAAUUUAAUUCAUGCGUCACCCCGUAGCCUUAUGUCUGUGGUGGUGGUCAAGUCGACUCGACACAUUUCCGCAAUUUAUUUUGAAGAGUUCUCCAAUAAUUAAUUAAAAACAGAAUGUAGUAUUCGGUUCAUUCAGUUCAUUAUUUUAAAAGAUAAACAAAAUGUCACAAGGGCACCUUUAAUAUUCGUAGUUGCACAAAAGUCGAAAAAAUAUCAACUCGUAGCGUUAAGCCAAUCCCAGCUUCAGAUCUUUUUACAUUAUUAUAAUAAUGUAUUUGUUAUUAUCCUCAUCAUAUAAGUACCUUAAAUCAAAACCAUUAUUAUCUAGUGAGAAAUGUCGCCAUAUAUAAAGUCCAAAAUUACUUAUUUUUAUUCAGCAUUUGAAUGGGAUUUCACUCGUGCAGGAACCUUAUCUAAUUUGGAAUAUUAUGCCAUUGGCUGUAUUUAUUUUACAGGACAAAGCACUUGGAAUUUUAAUAUUAUACAUAUAUAAAUUAUUUACUAAAAUGAAGCGUCUAUAUUAAAACUAUAGCAACUAUAUUAAAACUUGAUACAAUUAAACUACGAUUAAACUUUGCUAACUCAACUCAAUUAUAAUUAUGGCAUAAGAUGCAUUUGAUUUAACAUUUUGUUUAUAAUUUGUAUGAUAUUAAUAAUUAUGAACGGGUAUUUGUGUUUGAUUUUGUGUGUGGUAUGGGGCCGUCCAUUAAUCACGUGAUAUAUUUUUUUAAUUGAACCCCUCUGGUGAUAUUUCGUGAUUUUUGCUGAACCCCCUUUAAGCCUCACGUUAUUAAUAGACGACCCCUAAAUAUGUGUAACAAUUUAAUAAAAUAAUUUAUAUUUUAA
Messenger RNA from Plodia interpunctella (Indianmeal moth), 5141 nucleotides. RefSeq lists its product as uncharacterized. NCBI's taxonomy places the organism in Eukaryota, Metazoa, Arthropoda, Insecta, Lepidoptera, Pyralidae. The transcript is spliced from 3 exons. The record is from RefSeq and is a predicted model, not a curated record. The coding region runs from base 204 to 2789 and encodes 861 amino acids.